UCGACGAAUAAAACAAAACCCGAGAUCUCGAGUUCGAACCGCCAAAAUGGCACUUGUUGGAACCACAGGCACCGUUGUCGCAGCGGCCUCCAUAGCCGCCCUCCUCUCCUACUUUCUCUUCUGCUCCAACUAUCGAUCCAAAUCCUCGUCAACAAAGAAGAAAUCAAAAUCAAGAACUGGACUCGUUGACGCCAUUGGCAACACCCCUUUGAUCAGAAUCAACAGCCUCUCCGACGCCACUAGCUGUGAAAUUCUGGGUAAAGCGGAAUUCUUGAACCCAGGAGGGAGUGUGAAAGAUAGGGUUGCAGUGAAAAUUAUUGAAGAGGCUCUAGGGUCUGGUGAGCUAGCUCGAGGUGGUGUAGUUACAGAGGGGAGUGCCGGGAGCACUGCUAUAAGUCUUGCUACUGUUGCUCCUGCUUACGGAUGCAAAUGCCAUGUUGUUAUCCCAGAUGAUGUCGCUAUUGAGAAAUCUCAAACAAUUGAAGCCCUUGGAGCUACUGUAGAAAGGGUUAGGCCAGUGUCAAUCACACACAGAGACCAUUAUGUCAAUGUGGCAAGGAGAAGGGCAUUGGAAGCAAAUGAAGUGGCAUCAAAGCAAAGGAAGUCUAAACAAACAGAUGCGGAAGAUAUAGAGCGGAUUAACGGAUAUGAAUCAGAGGGAGGGGAACAAAGUUCAGUCUUCUCAAGUGAUUGCAAAGGCGGUUUCUUUGCAGAUCAAUUCGAAAACCUGGCAAACUUCAGGGCCCACUAUGAGGGUACUGGGCCUGAGAUUUGGGAACAGACUGGUGGUAAUCUGGAUGCUUUCAUUGCAGCUGCAGGUACAGGAGGCACCGUAGCUGGUAUUUCCCGGUUUUUGAAGGGAAAGGAUGCAAACAUCAAGUGUUUUCUUAUUGAUCCUCCGGGCUCUGGUUUGUUCAACAAGGUGACAAGGGGAGUGAUGUACACCAAAGAGGAGGCUGAAGGACGGAGGCUGAAAAACCCAUUUGAUACUGUAACUGAAGGAAUUGGUAUUAACAGAUUAACCCAGAAUUUUAUGAUGGCAGAACUCGAUGGGGCUUUCCGCGGUACAGAUAUGGAAGCUGUGGAAAUGUCUAGGUUUCUAUUGAAAAAUGAUGGACUUUUUCUUGGGAGUUCAUCUGCUAUGAACUGUGUUGGAGCUGUAAGAGUGGCACAGUCAAUUGGCCCUGGCCACACGAUCGUGACGAUUCUUUGUGAUAGCGGGAUGAGGCAUCUGAGUAAAUUUUGCAACUCUCAAUACCUUUCUGAUCAUGGCUUGACGCCCACGGCUACUGGACUAGAGUUUUUGGGUCCCAGAUGAGAUCGAGGUCAAAUCAAGUCCUGCUCUUUUAUCUUCUUUGGAGAGUUCCUUGAUGUAAGAUAUCACUGUUCUGCUCUCAUUUUUUGUAGUUGCCAUAGGGCAGUGCCUUGUAUUCAUCCAUAGAAGUCUGGUAUUUUCUUGUCAUGAAAUUUGGACAACGGAAUUAGCUUGAGUUUCUUCAGAUAGAAAUGAAAAACGUUUGAUUAAUGACC
Rhododendron vialii is the source of this 1530-nucleotide messenger RNA. Its product is annotated as cysteine synthase 2. The record is from RefSeq and is a predicted model, not a curated record. Bases 47 to 1318 code for a protein of 423 amino acids. The transcript is spliced from 6 exons. Gene Ontology annotation, cellular component: cytoplasm. NCBI's taxonomy places the organism in Eukaryota, Viridiplantae, Streptophyta, Magnoliopsida, Ericales, Ericaceae. Gene Ontology annotation, molecular function: cysteine synthase activity.